CAGCUUUGUACGGAUACGGGGUUCAAAUUUUGAAUGUCAGAGACAAAUCCUAGCGACGAAAGGAGUGCGGAAGGUACAUGCAAGCCAUGGCGGAGGAUGAAGCAUUUGCAUGGGAACUGUCCAAGGAGAACGUCGCCCCAGUGCACUGUGGACGAAAUGUGGACAAGCUGAAUGUGGCUCUCGCGGAAGUCCACUCGUCGAGCCAUCAUUCGACGCUGCAGCUCAAAGAAAGAGAGCUACAGGACCACAUAGCUGCGUACACCGGCGACGAUCCUCUUACAAGCUGGCUGGAGUACUACAAAUGGGUUCAGGAGUGCUUUCCGUCCGACAUGAAGAAGAACUCGUCUGUGUUGGAGCAAAUCACGCAUGAAUUCAAGGGCAUAAAAAAGUACCGAAACGAUGUCCGAUACAUGAAGCUCUGGGUCACUUACGCGGAUAAAGUCGAAAAGCCUCUCGACGUGUUUACGUUCCUGUACAAGAACAAAAUUGGAGACAAACUGGCCUUGUUCUACAUCGCGUGGGCAUUUCUGUGCGAAAAGUGCGGCAAGAUCAAGGACGCCGAGACGAUUUUCAAUCGGGGCUUUGUCAAAAACGCAGAGCCGCGAGACACGUUGCGCAAAAAGUACGACGAGUUCAAUCGCAGAGUCAGCCAAACAUGGACUAAGCCCCCCGAGGACAGCGACGAAACGAGCAGUCAGCAGGGACAAUCAACGCGCACGACGCAGCCACCUGGUCGAGCCGCUCUACGUCCACCACGCAUGCAUCCGUCGACUUCCGUUCCGCUUGAAAACCUCACUAACACCAUCCGCGUCAAAUCCCCUGAAGUCGCGUUUACUGUAUAUACCGAGCCCAACACCCCGAUUAUUCCGCGCCCCGACGCGAUUGUUUUUCGAACCAGCGCGUCGAAAGCGCCAGCCAGCGGUGGCAGAAUUGGAGGCUCCGUCAGUGCCACUGCUCGUCAUCCUUCCCCCAAAGUGUCUGCGGCCAUUUUCGAAGAUGCCGUCCAUCCCCCGAGUUCGUCAAGUCGCAAGCGUCCCCAUUCGUCGCUCGAGGUCAACCACCCCCGAGAUAACACCAAGCCCCGUGACGUGUUCCGCUUCAACGAGAGCGCGCUGCACGAUGCCAGUGGCGAAGAAUUUUGCUUUGAAGAACGUCGCGCCAUGCAGCAGCUCGUGGUCAAAGUCGCCCCUAGUGCGUUCCUUGUCAACGCGUCCGAUUUCAUUUCCAAAGCCCUGCCAACAACCACCAGCGACCCUAUCCAACAAGCAGCCGUCCAAGACAUCACGAUCACCACCAAAAUUGCCAUGGACGACAUCAACGACAUGUUUCGAAGCCCGACGAAGCGACCCCCCAGCCAAUCGUCCGUGCGCAUUCCACUGACGGAAGAGCCCAUCAUCCGAAAGCUACAAUUCAGCUCAUUUUGCGUCGCGGACGACGGCGACUCGACUGAUCAUGUGGCAGCGAAAACGCCAGCCCGAUUCAAGCCGAACGCAGAAGAGAAUGCCACGACCCCCGAGCAUCCCACGACGACGCUGUCCAAUCGUGAUGAUCCGUCCGCUGCCAAGUCGGCGCGUCGUACGUACAAAGAUGUCCUCGGAUUCAGCUUCCGUCAAAGGUAAAGCGGUGUUCGAGUGGUGAUUUCGAAUUAAGUUGACCAUAAUAAUGCAGUCUACGUCGUUCUGGUGCU
Messenger RNA from Aphanomyces astaci, 1687 nucleotides. RefSeq lists its product as hypothetical. Gene Ontology annotation, biological process: meiotic sister chromatid cohesion, centromeric; mitotic spindle assembly checkpoint signaling. Gene Ontology annotation, molecular function: protein kinase activity. Bases 78 to 1619 code for a protein of 513 amino acids. The transcript is spliced from 4 exons. Lineage: Eukaryota; Oomycota; Saprolegniomycetes; Saprolegniales; Verrucalvaceae. The record is from RefSeq and is a predicted model, not a curated record.